AUGGGAAGAGCUAACUUUGCUUCUGAAUCAUGCCACACUUUUGAACUCAAACGCAUUCAACUAGGAUUCAAGGUACAAAGUUUUGUAAAACAAAGGGGUAGCCAAAUGAUGGUUAGAUCCUGUUGGAAACCAAUUGCUGAUGGUGAUGAAGGAGAUGGGAGUGGGAGAGUUGAUGGACUUCUAUGGUACAAGGAUUUGGGGAACCAUCUUUAUGGGGAAUUCUCAAUGGCUGUGGUUCAGGCCAAUAGUUCAUUAGAGGAUCGAAGUGAGCUUGAAUCUGGACCUUUGAGUUCCAACAACUUAGGUCCUCAAGGGACCUUUAUAGGUGUCUAUGAUGGCCAUGGUGGAAGCGAGGCCUCACAGUUUGUUAGUGACAAUCUCUUCUGCAAUCUCAAAAGGCUCGCAGCUGAGCAUCAAGGUAUCUCAGAACAUGUUAUCAAAAAGGCAUAUUCAGCCACAGAGAAGAGCUUUCUGUCUCUUGUGAAGAAACAGUGGCUGAGUAAGCCUCAGAUUGCAUCUACGGGAACUUGUUGCUUGGUGGGGGUAAUUUGCAAUGGCAUGAUAUAUAUUGCAAAUUCUGGAGAUUCCCGGGUGGUUUUAGGAAGAGUAGAGAGAGCAACAAGGGAAACAGAAGCUAUACAAUUAUCUACAGAGCACAAUGUUAACCAAGAAACGGUGAGAGAUGAGCUUCGAUCAAAGCACCCCUUUGAUUCACAAAUCGUGGUUUUGAGACAAAACGUUUGGCGUGUGAAAGGCCUCAUACAGGUUUCACGAUCCAUUGGGGAUGCAUAUCUGAAGAAAGCAGAAUUCAACAGGGAUCCUCUACCAGCAAAGUAUAGGCUAGCAGAAACGUUCUUCAGGCCAAUUCUUAGUUGUGAGCCAUCAACAUCAACCCACACACUUAAUCCUGAUGAUCAAUUUCUCAUAUUUGCUUCUGAUGGCUUAUGGGAGCAUCUUACCAACCAAGAGGCUGUUAACAUAGUCAGCAACAACCCACCUAACGGAAUUGCCAGAAGACUUGUGAAAGCUGCACUUAGAGAAGCUGCUAAGAAGUGUGAAAUGAGACUUUCUGACCUCCAAAAGAUUGAGCAAGGGAUGAGAAGGCACAUCCAUGAUGACAUAACAGUGAUUGUGGUGUUUCUUAAUUCCAAAACCGAGAAUACCUCUCUCUGUGGUUCUCCUCUUUCAAUCAAGGGAGGUGGGUCUGCCAAUUCCUAG
This is a messenger RNA of Sphenostylis stenocarpa, 1218 nucleotides long. Lineage: Eukaryota; Viridiplantae; Streptophyta; Magnoliopsida; Fabales; Fabaceae. The record is from the annotation of a GenBank genome assembly.